Messenger RNA from Betta splendens (Siamese fighting fish), 7573 nucleotides. RefSeq names its product GATA zinc finger domain containing 2B (gene gatad2b). The record is from RefSeq and is a predicted model, not a curated record. Gene Ontology annotation, molecular function: sequence-specific DNA binding. The transcript is spliced from 11 exons. The coding region runs from base 167 to 2131 and encodes 654 amino acids. Gene Ontology annotation, biological process: negative regulation of transcription by RNA polymerase II. Gene Ontology annotation, cellular component: NuRD complex. NCBI's taxonomy places the organism in Eukaryota, Metazoa, Chordata, Actinopteri, Anabantiformes, Osphronemidae.
AAGCUGCCUGCCUGGCUGCACAGAGAUGGUGAGCGUCUGCCUCAGCCCAAUCAGCAGUUUAGUGCUGCCUACCGGUGCCGGGGACUGGUGGUGAAUCGGCUGCAGCGCGUCAGGACCGGACCGUGAAGCCGGAGACGGUACACACUGAGGCGAAAGGAGACACAGGAUGGAGCGGAUGUCUGAGGAGGCGCUGAGACUCAACCUGCUAAAGCGAGGCCUGGAGUCAACCAGCGAGCGAGAAGAGGCGCUAGCCAAGCGCCUCAAAAUGGAGGGCCACGAGGCUAUGGAACGCCUCAAGAUGCUGGCACUUCUUAAACGCAAGGAUCUAGCUGACCUGGCAGCACUGGAAGUUGCAGGGCCUCUGGGAGAUGGAAAGGGCCCUGGAGUCAGCACUCUACACCACCAGAGCCUAAUGAGCGCUGCUUUUGAGGAGAAGUUAAAUGGAAGUUUGAGGCUAGGAAGUCAUGUCAGCCAUGUUGGACCCAGUAAGAAUGGAAAGGAGAACAUGCUGGAUGAGCCGGUGGAUAUGAGCGCAGGGAGAAGAUGUGAAACGGAGCACAACAGACGAACUCCGUCUCCAGAUGUCAUCAUUUUGUCAGACAAUGAGGCAUCCAGUCCCAGGACAACACCUCGUCCCGAGGAGCGCUUGCACCAAGCCAACCUGGACAUGUUCAAGGGUAAGACGGGAGAAGAGAGACAGCAGAUGAUCAAAGCGCUGAGAGAGGAGCUGCGUCUGGAGGAGGCUCGCCUGGUGCUGCUCAAAAAGCUCAGACAGAGUCAGAUGCAGAAGGAGAACGUUGUGCAGAAGGUGCCUGUUGUCCAGAAUGCUGCAUCCUCUGUGCAACCUCCUCCCAUCCACAGCUCUCCUGGCCUUGGAAAGCUACCUGUACGACCUGGCCUGCACAAUCCAGAGCCCCAGAACCUCCGCACUGCACAGGGUCACACAGUCAUCAGGUCAGCAGCUAAUGCAAACCUGCCGCCCAUGCUGAUGUCCCAACGAGUGAUAGCGCCCAACCCUGCCCAGCUGCAGGGCCAGAGGGUGUCCUCUAAGCCUGGGAUGCCUCGUUCCAGCUCCAGCAGCAUGGCGAAUGCCGUCAACUACCAGCAGGCCAGUCAGCAGGUGGCAGCUUCCCAACGUUCAGGCUCCAGUGCCAUGUACAUGAACCUGGCCCACAUGCAGGCUGCUGCAGCAGUAGCUGGAGGAGUAGGGGGCGGCCUGGGUGGGGCAUCAGCCAUCAGCCCAUCCAACAUGUCCAACUCAACCAGCGGAGGCGUGGGCUCCAUCACCGACCAGGCCAGCAGCCAGGCAGCAGCUAAACUGGCCCUGAGGAAGCAGUUGGAGAAAACCCUGUUGGAGAUUCCUCCACCCAAACCCCCUGCACCACUUCUUCACUUCCUGCCCUCCGCUGCCAACAGCGAGUUCAUCUACAUGGUGGGCUUGGAGGAGGUGGUGCAGAGUGUGCUCGAUAGUCAGGGUAAACUCAGAGGGACGUUGGCCCGCACGGAGCCAUUUUUCUGCGCUCAGUGCAGAACCGACUUCACCCCUCAUUGGAAGCAGGAGAAGAGCGGCCGAAUCCUCUGUGAGCAGUGCAUGACGUCCAAUCAGAAGAAGGCUCUGAAGGCAGAGCACACCAACAGGCUGAAGAACGCCUUUGUGAAGGCCCUGCAGCAGGAACAGGAGAUCGAACAGAGGCUGCAGCAGCAGGCAGCCUUGUCUCCCAGCUCAGCCCCAACUGGCCCCAAUGCCUCCAAGACUGACACCAUGAUUCGACAUCAUGCUCUCCGCCAGGCUCCUCAGCCUCAGGCCUCUCUGCAGCGAGGGCUCUCCAACUCAGCACGAGGUGUACUGUCCAACUUUGCCCAGGCCUCCCAGCUGUCAGUGGCUAGCAGCCUCAUGGGAAUGACUGGUGCUAAGCAUUGUGGCAGCGGAGGAGGCAGUAGUAGCAGCAAUAGACUGCAGCAUGACAGCCAUCGUCAGAUCUACAAUAUCGCAGGGUUAAAUGUUGCCUAUCUGAAUCCAGCAGCAGUUGGAGCCCAUAAGAGCUCCAGCUUAGCAGACCGACAGAGAGAAUACCUGUUGGACAUGAUCCCGCCUCGAUCCAUAUCGCAGUCCAUUACUGGACAGAAAUGAGCCCUGAUCAGCCAUCCCAACCUUUUGAUGCCACCCACAUCCUUCCCCACGUUACGUCCCCAUUCUGAAGCACUCGCAGAUCAACAAACAAACCCCAACCCACCCUGCAUUGCAUGCAGUGCCUGUCCGUGUGCCUAUCCAUGAAAACCCACCUAGUCGAACAAAGACACUAAACUGUCGGUGCAUUUCAAAUGUUCUUUAUUAUAGUAAACUUCCUUGUUAGCGUUGUUUAACAAUUAUAAUUCCCAUUAUUAUCGCUGUUGGCAACACUAUUAUUAUACCUGCAACUACCAUUUUUGCUUCAGUUAUUAUUUUCAUUAUACUUUUUUCUUGAAUCAGUCUAGGGUCACUCUGGGCCACAAUCAUAGGUUUUUUUUUUUUCCCAAUCAAGUAUAAAGCUUAGACAUGACUAUUGCUAGUAACAGAAGAUCAACAGGGUGCAUUCUGGUUGCUAUGCAACAUAAAGUUAACAACUUUAAAGCUUUGUAAAAAGUGUUAGUUCGCUAACUUGAAGCAACAUGGUGGAAAAUACUGAGAAGAGAACUAAACAAUGAGAGAUUUCUCCACUUGCUCUUAAAAAGAGGACAAAGAGCUCAUUCUAAAACAGGAGCCUGUGAAGAGAGAUGUGGAAUUGGAGAGCAGAGCGCCCACACGUGUGUUCUGGUUGAAAGAAGCAGUCUUACCGCUCGGUAUGGCACAUCAUCAGAGCUGAUGAAGUGGAAGUUACUGACAACAGGUAAACGCGCACAAAUGAGAUUGCGACGUGAUCACUUCAGCUUUUCCUUCGGCCCCUACCGUUUUUCACCCUAAAGGUCAUCAUCAGUUUCCUCAUUUCGGAUGCCAGUCCCUUCCAGCACAGACAUGAAUAGCUAUCAGAUGGAUGUAUGCGGUACUUGUAAAUGUAUGCUGAGUGGCAGAUACAAGGACAUCGUCGCUGCACCCCAAAAGGAUCAGCGAUCCACAUAGACUUCAAUGAGGAGGGAGCUGACGGGCUGAAGGUCAGAUCAGUUACAAGGGCAUCUAGUGUUGACGGGGUGAUGGUGUUUGCUCAGAGAGCAGCAGGUUGUUUUUUUCCCUUCUGCAUACAUCACAUCUCACUACCUGCCACUGACCCUUCCAUGCCCCUCUCAGUACCUUUGACUAUCCAGUAUGCACAGACUGAACCCUAAAUCCUUUGACCCAGGAGCUUCUCUUUGCAUCAUGUAUUCUUUGAAAAAAUGGAAAGUACUCUGACCACAUUUUAUAUGUUUAAACCACAGAUUAUGUACGUACAGAUCUGGGUUCUAUAUGGGUUCCUUUUCUGUUUGUGUUUUUUAGGUCGUUUUCUGAUUGAUCCCUCAUACCCUGCCUCCUUUUUCUUCUUUUUUUUUCUUUCUUUUCUUGCGGCGUCUCCUAAUAAAAAUGGUGGCAUGCCUGAGAGGUGUUAGCCCCUGGAGACGAUAAUAGUCAACAUAGCUUAAAACAGAAACUAUUGAAAUAUCUGUAUGGAUUAUGUAUAAAUGCCUAGCUUCAGAAGAAAAAAAGGAUGUGGAUUAUAUCUUUUAUGGGAGAGACAUGGAUCAAUCAUUGUGUGCAUGGUUUGCACACUGGUUGCCUCAUACCAGAUGAGCACUUUGCAUGUUUCCAAUUGGAAAAAGGUUUUUGUUUGUUUCAAAGGAGAUAAAGGAUGUUACAAAUGGGAGUGGCUGAGAUCUGGAUCCUGGCUGACAGGCAAUCACAGUUCAAGGGACAUGUCAACAAACUGUGUUUGAAUAGUUACAUCCAAAGUUGCUUCACAAGUGUUGAGCUCUGUAAACAUUGCACUAGUGUCAGUUAUUACGUUCCUGAUACCCAGUGUACUGAUGACAGUUUGUAUAUGAGCUGCUUCUGGCAAUAGUAUGUCUCACUGAGCCUGAGUGACUAAAAAUCACUUCCUAAAAAGUCAUCCUCCUGUUCAAAGCAAUUCUGACUGACUGGGUCCUGGAUCAGAUUUUAGACAGAGUCUUGUCUCUUCUGUGGAGAUGUCCUGCACUUUUAUGUAGUCAGGAUGACUGCAGAGGCAGUUAUCUUUUGCUACAGCGUUCAGUUACAACGUUCCUAAUGCAUCCACAUUUGUAGGUUUUUUUUUUCUGUCACAGAUGUCCACUGUGUUUGAAGACAAUAGCACUUUCACUGUGCUCGUGUUGUAUAAUUAGAUCUCAGCAGCAUUGCUGAGCCAGAAAAUGAAGCUUGUUCCCGAAACUUAUUUUUGAAUUUAUGGCUCCCUGACCGACAUGCAGUCUUCUCCACAAAGGACAAACUCCUAGUUGACGGUCCAUUUGACUUCCCUGCAUGCUCAUCUCUGGUUAUACGAAAAACCUUGUAUUCUGAUUUGCACAUUGAUUAAUUGAACUGGUCCAUCUGCCAUGUGCUGUGUCGAUGUUAGAUGUAGAAGCAGUCUCUGCAGCAUUCCAAGUUAGAACAUGAGCUGUGUGGCCAGCCCACUCACAGUUCACAUGUUUUUACAUUUACUCUGCUCAAAACACAGUAACAGCUGCUGAUGGUUGAAAUAUAUCUUUAUGCAUUGGGUCAAGUCUUAAGAAUGUGGGUCUUCUGUUGAAGAUUUCACAAAUCCAUCACUCAACACCUUCCUGUAGCUAUAUGCAAGCAUGCAAACCUAGUGGUUAAUCUUAUUGGCAGGGAUGAGGAUGGAUCUUGUCCUUUACUAUCAUUCCCACAUUUUGUUAGAGCACUCAUGUAAAUUGAGUUAAUAUCUCUCGGGUGUUUAUCAUAUCUAGAGAGCUAUUUCCCCAGUUUGCAGGCAUGCUGGCUCAUAUGCACAAAAUCUGCUGUUAGAGAUCAUGCGGAGUGCUGUUAAACAAUAUGGCACAGGAGCGUCAUUGAUAUGAGACAGGUAAACGUACAUACAGGUGGCUCAACAAAUCGUGUGGCAAAACCGAUGCCAAUGCUGUAACAAAAAACUGAUGUCUCUGCACUCUGUAUGAAUGGAAGGUUUGUGUUGGAUAAAAUCCACUUCUUGCAUAUGUAACCAUACUUUUGGUUCUAGUACUUUAUUAUGAACGUGCUUUUCAGCUUUUUAAAUCCUAUGUACAACAUUUUCGGCUAUUUUAGAACCAGUACCUGGCAUACUGUUCAGAAGCCAGCAUGUUAACAUGCUGGAAUAAAAUGGUGAGAGUUAAUGUCUCACCUGCUACUUAGUAUUCUUAGAACUGGGUGAAAAGUGUUGGUGACAUGUAAAUGUAAUUUACAAAUUAAGCUAAAAGACCAACCAAGGUGGCACUUAAUGCAGUAAAACUGUUCCUAGCCUCUGUUCAAUAGUAGGCUGCUACAUAUCAAGAGCAGUUACAAUUAUAUCACAAUAUACACAAUUUUGUGAUAUUCAAUUAUAUCAGUAUUUUUAUCCCUGCAACAACAGCUCGUUGCUUCAGUGUCACAAUCACUGUCUAAUCUCAGUUGACCAGCCAACUCAAGUUACUGGUGCCACCAUGUUUGUUUCAUAGGAAAAGCCCAUGGACUCAAUCAACUCAUCUGGCUACAUGGUAUUGGAUCAGCCUGGAGAACUCCAUGUAGGAACAGGGAGAACUACAAACAUCACUCAGAAAGGCACAGAGCGAGAGUUGAUUCUAAUCCAGGUCCUUCCAGCUGUGAGGAAAGACUUAACCACAGUUAGUUUGUUUUCGUUAUUCAGAUACUCCUAGAACAUUUUAGAAGGUUCCUACCCACCAAUGCAGCUCCUGCCUUCUCACAUCCAGGUCAGCCGUUUCUUCAAUGCUGCACUCUAAUCAUGAGUUGCUGCUGGUGUUUUUCCAGCCACACAGUUGCUUGGUCACAUUCAGAUUCAGCACAUAUGGUGAAUAAACCAUAGUGGAUAAAAUGGUGUGCUUGAGGAAUCCCGACAUGCCUAUCACAUCUUCGAUCACAAAUAGUCAAGCAAAGUGAGACAUUUGGGUCAUGAAUAAACUACCUAUGCUUUUAUUUACACACAAACCAUUGUCUUUCAUAUGGAACUGUGGGAAUUGGAUGUAGUGCUGUAUUGUCAUCCAUUUAUAAUAUCUGGUCUCGUUGUUUUAACUUACUAAAAUAUUUCUAUUAUUUUUCUUUCAUGUUGAAGUUGAAGUUGAAGAAGAAUUAAAAAGGUCCUGUCUCUCUUUUACAGAUGCAUCCACACACCUUUGUAUUCGGACUGCAGAUUAUUUUCAAAUGUCAAUGUUUCAAUUUCAUAAGUCAUUCUUAUAAGUCUCAAUUGAGUUUUCUUUCUAUUGCAGUUUUAAAAAAGUAAAUGUAUUGACUAUGAAAUAAAUGACACAAUAUUUGUUAGGUUUGAAGUAAUAAUGACUUAUUGUACAUAAACAUUUUUCCUCCCUUGUACUGAAAAAAGAAAUUAAAUGGUUGUAUAUUGUGUAGAAAAGCAAACAAAAAGCCAUGAAUAUUGUGAAGCUUGUCAUUUCGUUUUGUGAUCAUUGUGUAUUAUUGUGUAACAAAUGUGCAAAAUGUUGGGAAUUUUUUUUUCUCCCCCCAUCUUCCUUCUCUGCUCGUUGAAGCGUUCUCCCCUGAUGCUUUGGUUUUGGGCUAGUUAGUUUGCAGAAAAGUGCUCAUUGGUUCAGACAGACAUUUUCCACAUUAGCUGUGCACAUUCACUUUUGGUAAUGUUUAUUUUUGUUGUUUUUUCUUUCUUAAUUAUUCAUUUAUAAUGUGCUCUAAAUAAAAAUGAAAGACUAAUCUUAAAAUCUGAACAUACAGCCAAAGUAGAUUUUCGAAAUUGUUCCAUACAUAAAUAUUUAGUAAAUAUCAGCCAAAGCUGAGCUUUCAGAAACUUUUAGCUUUUCUCUGUGGUGCAGCCUGACUCACCGGGCAGAAGCUUUUACUAAAAGAAGCACUAAUAGUAUUACAUUUAAAUUUUAAUUUAAGUUUUAGUUUAGGCAUUUGGUGCUAGCUUUUUGAGGUUACUCUGUGUCAUCAGUGUGUGGAACCGUGGAAUGUCUGUUUGUUUGUUCCAUGCUGACUGGGUCAUGGCUGCUGCCUGACCCAGUCAGUAUCAGUGAUCACUUUUUCUGCCAACACCAGCAAACAACUUGUAUGUUCCUCUACUUUACCCUUCUUUGGUUGUUGCUGAUGCAGGGAAAUAUUUAAUGGCUGAAUCAUUUUUCUUAACGUACCUGGAAAAAGCUUUCUCCUUUUUGCAUAUUGUUGACAAUGUUGAAGCAGCCACGUGGGGGGAGGCAGAAACACGUAGUGAAAUUGACCAGAGGCUAAUCAAAGUCCCUUUUUUUUGCUUACAUUAAUCCUGACUUUUUGCACAUAGUUGAUAUUUAAGUCUUCAAAAAAGUAAAAGAAAAUAAUGCUGUUUGAAUACUGCCAGUUGAUUGACAAUUAUGCAUUGAUUGAAAAAAUAAGCUAAUUUUGGAGGAAAUAACUUUGUAAUAUUUAUCUCUUGCAAGCUAUGUUUAAUAAAGGUUGAAACAA